AUGGCCGCUUUUCUCACCUAUCUACUGCCCCUGCUGGCAUUGCCAGCAGUCCAAGCAUGCCCGACAAAACAUCACAACACGACAUGUGGCUCGGUGUCAGGAAACAAGACGGUCAACGCCUUUCAGCUCUACCCCGAGAACGCUGACUUUGACGAAAAGCGUUGCCUAGCUUACUUCAGCGUCCUCUACAACGCAAGCGUCGCGACUUGGAACCCGUACACCUCCGAGAUCAAGACCAUCCAGCUGCCCGGACUCAGUUUCGACAGCGAGCUUCACUCCAGCGGCGUCCGCGUCGAUCCUCUUGAUCGGCUGUCCAUUAUCGUCGACGCCGGAUCCGCUUUCGACACGGCAGGACAGAACAUCACCGGUGACAACAUUCUCGUAAAGUACAACCUCACGGAGGAGAAGGUCCUCUGGCGGCGCAAUUUGACUGAAGUCACUGGCGGCGUUUACGGCGGCUUCCAGGACACGGCUCACGGCCCCGAUGGCACCACAUAUGCUCUCGGCACCUUUCCCAGCAGCAUCAUCCGCGUCAGCCCCGACGGAUCCGAGGCGACUGCGUGGUACCUCAAAACACCUGCGGACCACACCAUUCACGGUUUCUCUGGCCUCGUAGCAGCGCCUGACGGCAAGUCGAUCCUCAUCGCGGACAGCUCCGAUGGACAGCUCUACCGAUUCAGUCUCGACACCGCUUCUAACGCCACUGCUCCGACACCGGCCCGGAUCCCAUUGACCUUGGCGAGCACCAUCGGCUCGGCGCUUGACGGUGCGUCGAUCCCGUCGCGGUACAAGGGCACCGUCAUCCUUGUCUCCGAUAAUGUCGAUGGCACGGUCGUGCUUCACUCGGCGGAUGCUAAGUGGGACUCGGCUGCGGUCGUCGGUACCGUCCCCAACGCAUACCUGGCUGAGGGUGGCUCGACUACGGCGACGGUGCAGAUUGGUGGCAGUGUGUACUCGGUGACUGAGUGGUUCGGCGACGACAAGGUUGCGGGCACACUGGCCGGAAACCGUACGGAGUGGCCGCUGGUUGACAUCACCGCCGAUAUUGACGCGUUCCUGGCCGCUCAGUGA
Messenger RNA from Colletotrichum chrysophilum, 1071 nucleotides. RefSeq lists its product as uncharacterized. The transcript is spliced from 2 exons. Bases 1 to 1071 code for a protein of 356 amino acids. Lineage: Eukaryota; Fungi; Ascomycota; Sordariomycetes; Glomerellales; Glomerellaceae. The record is from RefSeq and is a predicted model, not a curated record.